ACUCGAGUGAUCCCAGCCAUGGCCCCAGUCGCCCGUUUGUCCAUGCUCGCCGACCUCAUCGCGAGAGAGACACGCAAGAUCGAAGACUACUUUGCAGCCAAUGGCCUCCCAGGCCUCUCCUUUGACGCCGAUGCGCCUCUCGACUUCCCCGUGCCCUCGAGCAACAUUGACAUUCACGCCGCGCGCCGCACCGUCAUCGAUGCGACCAAGGAGCUGCAUGGCUUAAUGGUUGGGCCCUCCGAGAGCCUGCGAUGGCUGGCAUGGAGCUACAACGACAACCUCAGCCUCCGCGCCGUCUACCACUUUCGCAUCGCCGACGCCGUGCCCCUCGAAGGCGAGACCUCGUUCGACCAUGUCGCCGCCGCCGUCAGCCUCGACAGGGUAAACGUCAAGAGAAUCGUCCGCCAUGCCAUGACAAACAACCUCUUCUGCGAGCCGCGCCCCGGCUAUGUCGCCCACACGGCCAUGUCGCGCGCCAUGCUCGAGGACCCGACCCUGAAGGAUUGGGUCGGUCUGUGCAGCUCCGACUUCUUCCCCGCCGCGGCGCGGACCGUCGACGCCAUGGAGAAGUGGCCGGGCUCGCAGGAGCCCACGCACGCCGGCUUUGCCUACGCCUGGAACACUGACGUGCCCAUGUUUGUUGAGAUUGGCAAGGACCCGGCGCGCGCAAAGCGCUUCGGGCGCGCCAUGGCGUCUUUAACCGGCGGCGAAGGCUACGAGGUCGACUAUCUCGUCAACGGCUAUCCCUGGGCGGAUCUGGGCAAGGCGACCGUCGUCGAUGUUGGCGGGUCGCAUGGCUUCGUGCCCGUCGCCCUCGGUGCCAAGUUCCCGGACCUGCGGUUCAUUGUGCAGGACCUUCCAAAGACGGUCGCCGACGGUCCGGCCCACAUCCCUGCCGAGUUGGCUGACCGCAUCGAGUUCCAAGCACAUGACUUCUUCACCGAGCAGCCGGUCCAUGGCGCCGAUGUUUACUUUUUCCGGUGGAUUUUCCACAAUUGGUCGGACAAGUAUUGCGAGAAGAUGCUGCGCAUGCUCAUCCCUGCAUUGAAGCCAGGCGCCCGGAUCCUGAUCAACGAGAACAUCCUGCCCACCCCGGGGACCGAGAACGCGUGGGACGAGAAGAUCAUCCGGAGCAUGGACAUGACCAUGCUGCAGCUGCUCAAUGCCCGGGAGCGCGCCGAGGAGGACUACGCCGAGCUGUUCCAGAACACGGACCCGGGCUUCAAAUUCCUGGGCGUCAAGCGCCCGCCCGGCAGCCGCACGUGCACCAUCGAAGCGGUAUGGCAGCCGCACGACCUCAGCGGGCACAUCAGCCAGCUGUCGAGCCUCGCCGCGACCCCGAUCGGCAGCCUCGCCGCCACGCCCCUCGGCCCCUUCACGCCUUCGGAGUCGUCCGUGGCCGCCGACUACGGCUUCAACAUUGUGCAGCUGCCCUCGGCCGAUAACAAGGGCAAGGCGCCCGCCGCCGACGCGCCCCUGGAAACCUUUAUCCCCGCGCCGCCCUCGCCCGCCGAAAACGUCGAGCACAUUGAGAACAUUGACGACGCGCCGUUUGCCUCGAGCGCGGGCGACACGGUGCCUGCCAUUGUUGCCGAGCACGUCGAUCUCGUCGAAGACGUGCACGUGCACGAGGGCAUGGCCGCCGAGAAGAGCAGUCUGGGCGUCGCAGCGGGCUCAAGGCCUGCGAGCAGCAGUGACGGCAUGGCGCAGGAUGCGGGCGCUGGCGCGUCGAGAGGCGAGUGAGGAUGCCGAGUGAUUGAGUAAACGAGCGGAGCAAAUGAUGAAGGGAACGACAGUUUUUUCUUUUUUUGUUUUUUGUUUUAUUUUCGGCAAAGAGCGCGAUGGAGAAAUGAUACUAGACAUACACGGCGAGUGAGCGUACUGGACCCAGUCUUCUGCAAUGAUACCUUUUUCCGUUUUCCUUUUUUUUUUUUUUUUUUUUUUUUUUUU
This is a messenger RNA of Aplosporella prunicola CBS 121167, 1950 nucleotides long. RefSeq lists its product as uncharacterized. Gene Ontology annotation, molecular function: O-methyltransferase activity. The coding region runs from base 19 to 1743 and encodes 574 amino acids. The transcript is spliced from 4 exons. Lineage: Eukaryota; Fungi; Ascomycota; Dothideomycetes; Botryosphaeriales; Aplosporellaceae. The record is from RefSeq and is a predicted model, not a curated record.